GAACACCUUUAGGUAGCAGUUAGCUGAAGGGCGGAUAUGUUGAGGAGUUUUAGUUUUAAGGUACCUUUGUCGGACGCUCUUCGUAAAACCCUGAGUAAACCCUGGGCACGUCUUCCUCAGCACAGCAGCUCUUUGCUUUGUGUUUCUCCCCGGCAGCUACCAGCCUGCCUGCCUCACGACACCGAACUUUUAAAAAACUCUCCCUCAUUUUGGAACCCAGAAAGCCCUCUAGCUUCUCCAUCUUUUAAUAGAUUCCAAUCGAAUAACCCCAAUUCUAUCCUAAGUAUUUGAAAUUUGAGCCGUUUUCCGACUAAGUUCGACUACUGCAACCAAGCUCUUUUCCUUCUGAUGUUGGGACAGUCCUUACAGAAGAUACGGCCUGCACUUUCGGCCUUUCCAACUUACUCUCCUACUGCUACAAAAGAGCAGAUGCACUAUGCUCUUGCCCAAUUAGCUUCCAGUUCAUCUGAUGAGCAAGAAACUGUCAGUAUCCCAAAUAUGAAUCAUAACAGUGACCACUUCUUUGAAUUAGAUAGAGUUGAAGUUGUUCAAACUUUGAAUAAUUUAAUAAAACAGCCCAAUAAGGCGUUGUCAUUUUUUAACCAAUUGAAUGAAGAUGGGUUCUCUCAUGAUCUUUGUACAUACACUGCUAUUGUGAGAAUAUUGUGUUAUUGGGGUUGGGACAGGAAACUGGAUUCGGUGUUGUUGGAAAUCAUUAGGAAAGAGAAACGUUUAGGCUUUGAAAUUAUGGAUUUGUGUGAAGCUCUUGAAGAGGGGCUUGAGGGAGAAGACUCAUACUUGUUGGUUCGAUUGUCCAAUGCAUUAAUUAAGGCAUAUGUUAGUGUCGAGAUGUUUGAUGAAGUUAUUAAUAUCUUGUUUCAAACUAGAAGAUGUGGAUUUGUUCCACAUAUAUUUUCAUGUAAUUUUCUUAUGAAUCGUUUGAUUCACUGUGGGAAAAUUGAUAUGGCUGUAGCUACUUAUCAACAGUUAAAAAGAAUUGGACUGAAGCCAAAUGAUUAUACUUAUAGCAUUCUAAUUAAGGCACUUUGCAAAAAGGGUAGUUUGGAGGAAGCUUUUAAUGUUUUUCGAGAGAUGGAGGAAGCAGAAGUUAGACCAAAUGCCUUUGCUUACACAACUUAUAUUGAAGGGCUUUGUAUGCAUGGUAGGACAGAAUUAGGUUAUGAAGUGCUUAAAGUGUGCAGGAAGGCAAAGGUUCCUCUUGAUCCCUUCGCUUAUAGUGUUGUGAUUCGGGGCUUCAGUAAGGAGAUGAAAUUGAAAGUAGCUGAAGAUGUCUUAUUUGAUGCGGAAAACGAUGGGGUUGUUCCUGAUGUGACUUCUUAUGGUGCCCUGAUAAGAGGAUACUGCAAAUGUGGGAAUAUAUUGAAAGCUUUGGAUAUUCACCAUGAAAUGGUAUCAAAGGGUAUCAAAACGAACUGUGUGAUUUUGACCUCAAUACUUCAAAGCCUGUGUCAGAUGGGCCUGGAUUUUAAAGCUGUAAAUCAAUUUAAGGAGUUUAGGGACAUUGGGAUUUUUCUUGAUGAGGUUUGUCAUAAUGUAAUAGCAGAUGCUCUCUGCAAGGGAGGACAAGUGGAAGAAGCUAAAAAAUUGCUUGAUGAGAUGAAGGGUAAACAGAUUUCUCCCGAUGUUAUUAACUAUACCACUUUGAUCAAUGGAUAUUGUCGUCAAGGUAAAGUUGAAGAUGCAUGGAACUUGUUCAAGGAGAUGAAGAACAACGGCCACAAGCCUGAUAUUGUUUUUUAUAGUGUACUUGCUGGCGGCUUAGCUAGAAAUGGCCAUGCACAAAAGGCAGUUGAUCUUUUAAAUUCUAUGGAGGCACAAGGCUUGAAAUGUGAUACUGUCAUACACAACAUGAUCAUUAAAGGCUUAUGUAUGGGAGAUAAGGUGAAGGAAGCUGAAAAUUUUCUAGAUAGUUUGCCGGGAAAGUGUUUGGAAAAUUAUGCUGCCUUAGUUGAUGGUUAUCGUGAAGCAUGCCUAACAAAAGAAGCCUUUAAAUUAUUUGUUAAGCUGUCUGAGCAGGGAUUUCUAGUGACAAAGGCUUCUUGCUCAAAACUCCUCAGUAGUCUUUGCAUGAAAGGUGAUAAUGACAAAGCUCUUAUGUUACUCAAGAUAAUGUUGUCUUUGAAUGCUGAACCUACCAAAUUAAUGUACUGUAAACUCAUUGGUGCAUUUUGUCAGGCCGGAAAUUUGAGUAUUGCCCAGCUGUUGUUUAAUAUUAUGAUUAAGAAGGGGCUAACACCUGAUCUAGUUACUUACACAAUAAUGAUAAAUGGAUAUUGUAAGGUGAAACUUUUGCAGAAGGCCUUGGAUCUUUUCAAUAAUAUGAAGGAGAGAGGGAUUAAACCUGAUGUUAUCACUUAUACAGUCUUGCUUAACAGCCAUAUGAAAAUGAAUUUGAGGUCUCUUUCUAAUCCUGAUGUGACACAAAAGAAUGGCAAGACAAUAAUGGUUGCUUCACCUUUUUGGAGUGAAAUGAAGCACAUGGGAGUAGAACCUGACGUUGUUUGCUAUACGGUUUUGAUUGAUCAGUUCUGUAAGACAAACAAUCUUCAGGAUGCAAGUAGGAUCUUUGACGAAAUGAUAGAUAGAGGAUUGGAACCUGAUACUGUGACAUAUACAGCUCUUAUUUCAGGCUAUUUUAAAGGAGGAUAUAUAGACAAAGCUGUAACCCUUGUUAAUGAACUGCUAAGUAAGGGCAUACAGCCAGAUACCCAUACCAUGUUGCACCAUUACAUCUUGAUAGCCAAGAGAGUUGUGAGAAGAUAGAAAUGCUCAGACAUGACCUUUUAUCUUAUCUUUAUAUUUGAAAGUGGCCUGUUAGUAUGUGGCAGGCCUGAAGAAGGAAAGCUUUCUCACAACAAGAGUAGAAGUUAUUUGCUUUUUCAGGACUCAGCUUGAGGAUGUGAAGCUGCGCAAACCUUUGUAUUCACGAGAUCUGAUACUGGAGGACGAGAGAUGAAUUUUUACAACUUCAGGUUUGGAAAAUUAAUUUGCUCCAUGAAAGCAUCAUGCAGCUUGAAGAGAAGAUGCAAGGAUAGCUCUGUGGUUCAGCUUCUUUCUGGAACCUCUUAGAUGAUAAAGCAGCUCCACAUUGAUGGUCAGAAGAUUUUCUAAAGAGUAGCAUGCUCAAUAUUGAGUAAAGUUGGAACUGGUCUAAUCCGUGGAGACGGUUCUUCAGUUCUGGCAACCUGCAGCAUCCUUUAGUGGUUAUUGUUUCUGCUUUGCUGAGCUUAUUACUCCUUUCUUUUCUCAACUUUGGGUGCAACAAGUGCUAAUUGUUUACAUCAGAUCUAGCAGUCCAUUGCCAGAUCAGAUAUCCAUAGCAUGCAUGUCAGUUGCCCCUGUAACAAGUCAUCAACCAGCCAAAGCAACAGAAGAGAGGAGAUUUGUUUUUCCCAAAACCAAUAUGAAACUCGUAAAACAGGGAGGAAGCUAGUGACCCUCAUCUUGUAAAAGCUUAAGAACCACAUCAGUGAGCUGGAGAAUUCAGAAGCUCCAGUUCACUCAGCCAUCUCAAAAACCCAGUGAACAAACACUUCCUAGUUUUGAAUUCAGUGUUGCACAAGAAUUUGCCUAUUUAAGCAGAGACUGGAACUGGUGCUCAAGAGAUCAUACACGGUAGAUUCUGUACUGGGGAUUGCUGGUGGCCAAGCUGCUGCCAGCUUCCUGGAAAAUCUUCUUUGACCUCCAAUAAUUGAAGAAUCUUACGACAAUUGAUAAGAGUUAAUACAUUGUAUUUAUUCAUUAAAACUUUUUCCCUGUAGGAUUCUAAGUUUUGAUUAUAUUUUUAUAUUAGAUGAUAACUGUAUGCCCUUCUCUUUAUGACGAUGAGCUAAAUAUAGCAGAAAACAUAAUGUGGUAAAUGGCAGGUCUUCUUAAUAGCAUUGUAGGUCCUUUUGGUAUUAAUAUUGGUUAGAUCCUACUGCUUUCCACUUACCUGGAAGCAUUCCAUUUUUUGAUGUCAUACUCUCUUUUUUAUGUUCAUGGUAUCAAACACAGUCGAAAUGAUCUCCUAAAUCUUAAUAUUUCAAGGCAAUGGAAACUAUUCUUCAGGUAAAAUGCUCUAUAGUUUUUUUCUUUUUUGGUUUCUGGAUCAUGGAAAUAAGAAAAUUACCUCUCAUUCUUGAAGACUUUCCUGCAUAAGGAUGAGCUUCCAAAAGAAGUUAAUAGUUUCAUGUUUGCCUUUUGUGAUUUAUCUUUGCUUCCAUGUUGCUAUUGGUGAUUCUUGGACACCAAUAUUGGCAGAUUUAUUUACAUUUCUUUUAGGAUACUAUUUGCUUGAUUUUGUAUGUCUGCCCGUUUCACACAUGAAAUCUUUGCUUCUCAUAUGAACUGGCUAAUAGUUGCUGCUAGGGUGAAUGACACUUUUUGAGAGUAGAUCUUUCCAUGCAUUGCUUCAUAAAAUUCAUAUUAAUAUAUAAUGCCAAUCUCUUAGUUUGCAUCACAUCUAACUCGGUAUUUUUUGGAUUUCAAUGGUUUAACGGAUUGAUGUCUUAUUCAUUUACAAUAUUACUUAACCAUGUCAGUUGUUUAAUGUUUAAGAUGGACUGAUGACUUUGCUCAAUUCAGUUACUAAUUCUCUCACUUAUACUUUCUUUUCAACUUUUGCAUGCAAAGAAUGCUUCCUAAUUUAUUUUGUAAUAAUUUAAUCUUGCAAAUAAUAAUAAAAAUAUAUUGGAUGAACUAACUUGUUUUUAGUUAUUUAACCAUAUACUGCCUGCCAUGAAAUUCAGGUGCAAAGGCGAAUACUCCAAUCACCCUACAAACAACCUGAUGGAAUUGCAACUCUGGCCAUGAAGAGAAGCAGCUCGUCAAAUGUUAGUCCCUACCUACCCGAUCAACAAUGGAACAAUUUGAAAAGAAAACAGAAACAGUGAAAGAAUGUAGAAUGAAGCUAGUCGCAUUUGGUGCUUUGGCACGCUUUCCUGAUUCUUCAUCCUUCAAUUGGUUGCUUUGCUACAUUUUUAAAUUGAGGUGCCUGCCUGCCACCAAUUCUUAUUUGGCAAGACCCUAAAAAGAACUAGUUAUUUUGGAGAUGACAGUCAUGUUCAGAAAGCUGCAAGACAACCUGAAUCAAAUUUCAGCUUCCCAGGCUGACUUUUCAAAUGUCAUUUUAUGUGAAACAGUCGGACUAUUUAGCAUUUAGACAUUUUAACUUUAACAAAGCCAAUAUUAGGCCGAUGGAUUGAAGCCGGCCAGCAUUUCCUACUCUUUGCUUAGUGUGAUUUUAACUAAAAUUCAUGUUGUUAUUAGUAUUUCUUUUUUAAAUAAAUAUUAUCCCUCAUAUGCCUGAGAUAUAGAUGAUAAAUGCUGAUUCUUCUCAAUCAAAUGCAUCCUGGCCGGUUUUUGUUCCAAAUGGUUGUAUAUUUGGAAAAUUUCUUGUUUUAUUAGAGGGUUGCUGAUUGUACCAUGUACAUUUCUAGCUACUUCCUGCUUACCUUCAGAAGUGAUUUUCACCUG
Messenger RNA from Theobroma cacao (cacao), 5478 nucleotides. The record is from RefSeq and is a predicted model, not a curated record. Lineage: Eukaryota; Viridiplantae; Streptophyta; Magnoliopsida; Malvales; Malvaceae.